Rhipicephalus microplus (southern cattle tick) is the source of this 4858-nucleotide messenger RNA. RefSeq names its product fatty acid synthase. The record is from RefSeq and is a predicted model, not a curated record. Gene Ontology annotation, biological process: fatty acid biosynthetic process. NCBI's taxonomy places the organism in Eukaryota, Metazoa, Arthropoda, Arachnida, Ixodida, Ixodidae. Gene Ontology annotation, molecular function: 3-oxoacyl-[acyl-carrier-protein] synthase activity; fatty acid synthase activity; phosphopantetheine binding.
AAUCCCAGCUGUGGCCAAGGUAAUUCUCGCCAUGGAGACCGGCCCAAUAGCGCCCACUCUAAACUUCACCGAGCCACACCCAGACAUGGUUUCAUUGUGCGAUGGCCGCGUGAAAGUAGUUGACAAGACGAUGCCAUUCGACGGUGGCAUGGUGGGCAUCAACUCUCAGGGAAUUGGCGGUACCAACGGACACGCAAUCUUAGAAUCUUACCCAAGCCCCCACGUGGAUAGCUUUCCGCGUGAGAGGCCAGAACUCCCACGGCUUGUUCUUAUGUCUGGAAGGACCGAAGAGGCAACAAUGCGAGCGCUGGAACGAGUACAAGCUGAGGGACCGUACCCAGACUCGGGUUAUGCCCUGCUCAAUCGAAUUGGACAGCGAAGCCUCAAGCAGUUCCCUUAUCGAGGAUAUGCCAUCAUACCCGUAGACGGCAACAACAAAGGGGUGGUCAAGGCUGUAGAGAGGGCGGCGUCUGAAGAACGACCCCUCUGGUUCGUUUUCAAUGGCGUCGGCAGCCAGUGGAACGGAAUGGCGCGCCAGAUGCUACAGUUUGAAAUCUUUGCCGAGUCCAUUCGGAAAUCUCACGAACUUCUGAAGGAGAAAUUUGGGGAAGACCUGAUGGGCAUGCUGAUCUCGGAAGAGCCUCGGUGCAAAACAAUUAAGGCUUGUUUUCUUUCCAUUGCAGCUGUCCAGGUUGCACUCGUGCACAUGCUUCAAGCCCUAGGGAUUCAACCUGAUGGUAUGUUUGGACAUUCGGUUGGUGAGAUUGGCUGUGCAUAUGCGGACGGAGGCUUCACCGCGGAGCAGGUCUUGCUUUGCGCCUACUGGCGAGGCCGUUGCCUAGAAGUGGGCUAUACAUUCGAUGGUGCCAUGGCAGCAGUAGGUCUCACUUGGGAAGAGGCCAAACGACGCUGCCCUCCUGACGUAUACCCUGCUUGCCACAACGCGGAAGAUUCGGUGACAGUUUCCGGCACAGCUGGCGCGGUAGAGAAAAUGAUUGAGGAACUGCAAGCCCAGAACAUAUUUGCACGCAAAGUGAACAGCCUUGGAGUGGCUUUCCACACCAAGCACGUCCACAACAUCGGUCCUGCUUUUCGGGAAGCUCUAGAAAAGAUUAUACCCGAACCAAAGGCACGCACCAAACGCUGGAUCAGCACAUCCAUGCCAGAGAGCCGGUGGGAUGAACUUGGAGUGCAGCUAUGUUCUGCCGAGUACCACGCAAACAACUUCCUAAACCCAGUGCUCUUUUGCGAAGCCUUCAAACAUGUACCAGAGAAUGCCAUCUUAGUGGAGAUUGGACCGCACUGCCUUUUGCAGUCGAUCCUCCAGCGAGGUGUUGGGCCUGAAGCCACCUGCAUGGGCCUCAUGAAACGCAAUGCAGACAACAUCCAGCACUUCUUGGGUUCACUGGGGAAACUUCAUAGUCUGGGAGUGAAGAUGGACUUGUCUGUAUUGUACCCUCCUGUCCCGUGGCCCUUGCCCCGCGGUACGCCCAACAUCGGCCACCUGGCCGCCUGGGACCACUCUGAAACUUGGCACGUAGCGAAAUGGGACGAUUUUCCUACGCCGGAUGAGGGAAAGGACGAUAUCACGGAAGUGGACAUUGAAUCUCACAGCGAGGACAAGUACCUCGUUGGUCACCAACCUGAUGGGCGUAUCGUGUUUCCUGGCUCUGGGUACCUGUACCUUGCUUGGCGGUUUUUGGCCAGACUUAAUGGCAAGGAUGUUAACGAGGUGCCCGUAAUCAUCGAUGACGUGAAAAUGAAGCGUUUCACGAUCCUGCCUCCUACUGGUGGUGUCCGAUUCCAGAUCACCGUGAUGCCGGUCUCCGGCGAGUUUGAAGUGUGCGAAAGUCGAUCAGUGGUCUGUAAAGGCCGUAUUCGUCUAGCCGAAGCAGGUGAAACGGUGCUGCUCAAUGAUCCUCCUGGAAACCCUGCAGAAGACGUUGAGUUCGAUAUGAGUUGUGUGGACAUUUACAAGGACCUGAAAAUGCGAGGAUAUAAGUUCACUGGAGCAUUCCAGGGUACCCUAAAGGCUUCCUCGCAGAAGCCAUACGCGAAACUCAAGUGGGAUGGCAACUGGGUGGCCUUCUUGGACACAGUGAUGCACAUGAGCUUCAUCUGGAAGCCCGUAAGGGCGUUUACGCUACCACUUGCGGUACAGUCAAUCCGCAUCGACCCCAUUCUCCACGCAAAGAUCGCCGAGGGGACCGGAGAUGAUGGUCUCCACCUAAUCUACGACUCCUACCUCAACUUACGCCGUGCUGGUGGCGUUGAAGUACAGGGCACAAAAAUGUACACAAUGCCACGGCGGCGUGUAGCCCACAUCCCAAUAAUAGAAGAACACCGCUUUGUCCCGUAUAUGGAUGAUGAAAUAGCCCGUCAUCGUCGACAAGAACUUUUACAUGAAUAUGCUGGCGUAUGCAACUGUAUCAGCCGAGGCUUGCAGAAGUUCAGCGUGGAAGAAACAAGCCAUUUCGAGGCCACCUUGAACAGUUCUGUGGAAGUGACAGAAAAACUCCUCAUCCACUAUGUAGAGAACAUAGAGCAUAAUCAAAGCCUACUACAGUUCCUGAUUGCAAUGCAGAAAGAGGCAUUUGAUCCUGCAACACUGGCUUCAACACUGCAAUCGGCAUUGCUGUCCAACGCCAAUUCCCUCGAAGAAGAUAUACUGAGCACUGCACUCCUAGAGGAAGACCCCCUACGAGAUGUCAUUCAUGUAGUUGUUGAAAAUACAAGCUCCAAUAAGCUAUCUGUGCUCGAGAUCGCGAGUGACAAGAGUGUAGCACCCAUGCGUCCUCGGGUAUCUGCACUGCUCUCCAUGUACAAUGUGUGCCUCAACACAGAGUACGCGGUGUCAAGCGUGAACUCCGUCAGCCUCGCGUCGCAACAAGUGCCCGAAAACAAGCCGCAGGUCUCAGGGGGAUGUUCUUUGGCCUCGGGAGAAAAACAACUCGGGGCUGAUUUAGUGGUAGCUUUCUGCAGCAUGUUCAAUUCUUCUGGUGAUCUGAAUGAUUUGGCAGGAGCGAUGGCCUCGCAUUGCAAAGAACACGGCUUCGUUCUCCUAUCUCAUCGGACCACUCUAACUGCAGCUGAAAUCUUGUUGUCUCAAAUGAGUGGGGUCCCUUUUCGAAUUUACACUGAGGAGGCAAUGACUGCAGUGUUCAGUGGUCGCGGGUUUCGGAUGGUUGUCCUCAAGUCGAACAACUUCUCAACACUCUUGCUGUUCAGGAAAGUUACCAUAGCUGUCGAUGUCACCAAGCAGGCAGUUAUCAGUGUGCAAAAUGGGCAGUUUGAUUGGGUUGAGUCUUUGAAGCAAAAAGCAGCAGAACAUGACACGAAGCCCACAGGAGAUAAUAUAUGGCUACUCGCUGAAGACGCCGGUACAAGUGGCAUCCUUGGUUUAACCAACUGCCUUCGGAAGGAGAACAUUGGUGGUCGCAUUCGCUGUGUAUUUGAUGCCAAUUCGAAAGGUUUCAACAGCGCAGCCAACUUCAGCUUAACCAACCGAGCCUAUAAAGACAUAGUAGAAAAAGACCUGGUCAUGAACGUCCACCAGGAUGGCUAUUGGGGAUCCUACCGGCACCGCGCCGUCAAUGCCAAGGCGAAGAUAAAAACGCAGUUCGCGUACCUAGAAGUCGAGACUCGCGGAGACCUGUCGAGUCUGCAGUGGUACGAGUCGCCAACGGCCUAUCUCUCACCUUGUGAUAAAAUUGGCCGAGAGGAUCUCUACGUCGACGUUUAUUACAGUGCUAUCAACUUCCGGGAUAUCAUGCUUGCUACAGGAAAAGUGAACUUGGACACUGCGCGUGGUGACAAUGUCACAGGAGACGCCUUCCUCGGCAUGGAGUAUUCUGGCCGCGACAGGAACGGACGACGUGUCAUGGGAGGUGUCAAAGGCCAGUCCAUAGCGAGUUUCGUCGUUGCUGAUCCGGAUAUGAUGUGGGAAAUUCCUGCAGCCUGGACCAUGGAACAGGCUGCCACUGUCCCCGUGGCAUACUCGACUGCGUAUUACGCACUAAUUGUACGAGGAGCUAUGAAGCCGGCAGAGUCAGUCCUCAUACACAGUGGUAGUGGAGGCGUCGGACAGGCUGCAAUCGCAAUUGCUCUUUCCAUGGGCUGCACAGUAUUCACCACUGUAGGGUCUCAAGACAAGAGAGAAUUUCUCCGGAAGCGGUUUCCAACGUUGCAAGACAGACACAUUUCAAAUACCCGAGACCUGUCGUUCGAACAACACGUUAUGCGUGAAACUGAAGGCCGGGGAGUGGAUCUGGUGCUGAAUUCUUUGGCCGGCGAUAAGUUGCUGGCCAGCGUUCGCUGCUUGGCAACGCGCGGUCGCUUUUUGGAGAUCGGCAAGUUCGACCUGUUCGAGGACAAAAAUCUUGGAAUGUCGUUGUUUCUCCAGGACGUCAGCUUCCACGGGGUGAUGUUGGACAGCUUGUUGAACCCUGAUCCAAGUUCCGUUGCAUUGAAGCGCCACCUCAGAUCGCUUAUUCUCGAAGGAAUCGACAAGGGAGUGGUCAAACCUUUGAUGCCCUACACGUUCACCCGAGAGGAGGCCGAAAAAGCGUUCCGUUUUGCGGCUGCAGUUAAACACACUGGAAAAGUUCUGAUCGAGGUAGAUGACCUUGUCCUGAAGUGCAACUACGUUGUUAGUGACACGAGCAAGGGUUUCUCAGCUUCGCUCACUCCUAAGUGGCUGGGUUCGUACCGAGUGGAGAAAGCUUGGACUCUGCUCGCGUACCUGCUGAAAGACCGGAUUUCGGGAAAUCUCAGCCUUGCCCACAUCGCAGACCUGAAAGCCUUUUCAUCAAGGUCUGACGAGCCUGCACCAGUGCCCAGUGGCUCUUCGCGCAAGUAA